UUACUUGUUUUCUAUUGUAAAUCAGUUAAAAGUUAAAAAUGGAAAAGCUAUGGAAUGAUUUUGAGUUGAAGAAACCUCCAAUUUUAACUAUUCCUUCAACACAUACUAAGUUCAUUGCAGAUCUUCAUGGACUUAUCGAAACCUUUUACAGCAAACACAACAGACAUGAAGAGGAAUUUAAUGAAACUGCCGCUUUAUUGGGAAGACUUAUGGCUAGACGCAAGAAUUCAUUUAGCAAGAUGAAAGGCUUUAAAGAUAUUUGUAAACUAAAUGCGGCGUUGUGUCGUCUUCUUAGAUUGGACUUUAAAAGAGACCUAGAUGGCUUUCGGUCUACACUUCCCGAUGUUAUCUAUGAGGAAAAUACUGUUGUACACCUUCCUACUCGCGAUACAUAUGAGUUUCUAUUAGCGCGCUUACUGGCUGUUUGUGAACUUCAUAAACGUAUAGUGCAAUGCAGCAUUGAAGCAGGAGAAUAUUUUGGGGCUCAACUGAGGAUACAGUUUUUCUUUGAGAUCAAUACUUUGCUCUUAGCAGUUAUAGCCAAAAUACAUAAUCUUAACAUAAAAUUGGGAAACUUAUCCAUACAUUUCUAUAAUCAUCUGCAACAAUAUCGCUCGCAAUUGCCGCUGAAUAAAAAAUCAAAAUUCCAACAAAUUUCUGAAUCCUUGCCAACUAGUUUGGCCAUAAUUGAAACCAGAGAAGCUUUAAUGCAGAAAAAUCCCGCCAUAAAAACUUCCAACAGUGAAACACAACAGGCUCUUGAGCAGUCUGUGGAAGACUUAAUACUGCAAGAGGAAAAAAUUAAAAGCACUCCAGUUAAAGCGAAACAUUUGAAAAAGACUGAUAUGGGUAAAAUGGUUGAGCGGUCCUCUAAAGAAAAUAAAUCCUUUGAUUUUAACAAAUUAUCAACAACUGAAGAUAUACAAAAAUUUAUAACAAAAGAAACUAAAAGUAGAGCCAACAACCUAUCCUCAUGCCUAACUAAGCAAGUAUUAAGUCAUGAAUGGGCUGGAGCAACAAAACUAUUUGAACGCAAAAUUCAAAAUGGAGAAGAAAAGAAAGCAAUAAAUAUUUUCAAAAAAUUUAUAAGUUCAAAGUUGUGAAAUAAUAAAUAAAAGAUAAAGGAAACUAUGUACAGAAGUACCAUGGUAA
This is a messenger RNA of Stomoxys calcitrans (stable fly), 1152 nucleotides long. RefSeq lists its product as uncharacterized. Gene Ontology annotation, biological process: positive regulation of Notch signaling pathway. The coding region runs from base 39 to 1103 and encodes 354 amino acids. The transcript is spliced from 2 exons. The record is from RefSeq and is a predicted model, not a curated record. Lineage: Eukaryota; Metazoa; Arthropoda; Insecta; Diptera; Muscidae. Gene Ontology annotation, cellular component: nucleus.